Messenger RNA from Wyeomyia smithii (pitcher-plant mosquito), 1338 nucleotides. RefSeq names its product NAD-dependent protein deacetylase Sirt6 (gene Sirt6). The record is from RefSeq and is a predicted model, not a curated record. Lineage: Eukaryota; Metazoa; Arthropoda; Insecta; Diptera; Culicidae. Bases 207 to 1289 code for a protein of 360 amino acids. Gene Ontology annotation, molecular function: NAD+ binding. The transcript has 3 exons.
ACGCCCACUUUAUUUUGUAAACACAGUCCAAUUGUAAUGCAAGUUUGUUUCUUAUCCCAUGCUAUUGCAAGUAACUACUUUUUCGGAUUGAAGCCACUCGUCUGCAUAGUUUCUAUGCGAUUUAUUCCAUUCAUAUGAUUGUGGGGUUCUAGAAAAUUGUAAUGAAAUAAGUGUUGUAAUUGAGUUCGCAUAGCGCAGAAUUCAACAUGUCCUGUAAUUACGCGGAUGGUUUAUCAGAUUACCAGAAUAAAGGAGUGCUCGGAGUACCAGAGGUUUUUGACGAUGCAGAAACCGUAGAACAAAAGUGCGAACAACUAGCAAAAUUGAUCAAGCAAUCCAAACACGUAGUGGUACAUACUGGAGCAGGUAUAAGUACCAGCGCAGGUAUACCCGACUUUCGGGGUCCAAAGGGUGUUUGGACGUUAGAGCAAAAAGGUGAGAAACCCUCUGUGAACAUUGCAUUUGAUGAAGCAGUUCCGACGAAAACUCAUAUGGGUCUCAAAGCCCUGGCAGAUGCUGGAUUAGUUAAAUAUAUAGUAAGUCAAAAUAUCGAUGGACUUCACAUGCGUUCCGGAUUGGAGCGAAAGUUUUUAGCAGAGCUUCAUGGAAAUAUGUUCGUGGAGCAAUGCCUCAAAUGCCGUCGUCAGUAUAUCCGAAAUAAACCCGCUCCUACCGUGGGCAAGAAACUAACGGGGGACUUUUGCAAAGGAACAAAAAAUUCCCGGGCCUGUCGAGGGGGUAAUUUAAUUGAUAAUAUUUUAGACUGGGAACAUGAUUUGCCUGAAAGAGAUUUAGAUUUGGCGUUCAUGCAUUCAGCGAUGGCUGAUCUGAACAUUUGUCUGGGAUCGACUCUGCAGAUUGUGCCAAGCGGAAAUUUACCUCUUAGGAACAAGCGAUACAGUGGAAAUUUGGUUAUUUGUAAUCUACAGCCAACGAAGCAUGACAAAAAAGCAGACUUGAAAAUAUCGAUGUACGUUGACGUCGUUAUAGAGAAGGUGGCAAAGCGACUUGGUGUAGAAAUUCCUGAAUACACAACGGAACAUGACCCCACUAAGAGCAAUCCAUGUACGGCCGAGUGGACUAUACCGUCCGACCAGGUGAAAGCCUUAGAUAAACAGUAUUCCAAAGUUAUUCGUGAAUUAUCGAAAAAUCGACAAAAAUGUCCGAAUAGUGGAAUAGAAGAUGCGGAUAACAUUUUAAAAUCUAAGAAACUAAAAAAAGAAGAAGAACCAUCAACAUUCGAUACUGCCGAAACUAAUGUAGCUGUUAAGUCCGAAAAUAUUGAUUAACGUUGAAUGUGUUUUUUGGUAUGGAAGAAUAAAACAUCACUGUAUUCAA